Messenger RNA from Opisthorchis viverrini, 1034 nucleotides. RefSeq lists its product as hypothetical. Lineage: Eukaryota; Metazoa; Platyhelminthes; Trematoda; Opisthorchiida; Opisthorchiidae. Gene Ontology annotation, biological process: cardiolipin acyl-chain remodeling; inner mitochondrial membrane organization. Gene Ontology annotation, molecular function: 1-acylglycerophosphocholine O-acyltransferase activity. The transcript is spliced from 4 exons. Gene Ontology annotation, cellular component: mitochondrial membrane. The record is from RefSeq and is a predicted model, not a curated record. The coding region runs from base 42 to 938 and encodes 298 amino acids.
CCUGUCUCACUUUUUGGUGCAACAAUCGUUUGAUUUUAGCGAUGGACCUGGUUUAUCGACUUAACAGACAUUCGAGCCCGGUAUCAUUUUUGCGUGCGAUCUUUCAGCCACUGACAUAUCCGUUGUUUGGCGCACUUGUGAAAUUAGCCCUUAUCAGGCAUCACCUAAUGAUACUAAACUGGGACGCGUUCAACAGAGCCUAUGCACAUCGUUCUAAGCGCACACCUCUGAUAACUGUCUCGAACCACCAUUCAUGUCUUGACGACUUUAUGCUCUUCGGAUCGCUAUUAUCCCUACUGGAUCUUACAAGUGUUCGUCGUUACAGGUGGACUUUGACCGCGGUGGAUAUCUGCUUUACGACAAAAUUGCAUAGUUUCUUUUUCAAUUGGGGAAAAGGCAUCCCUGUAUGGCGCACAGUGCGUGAUUGGAAAUCUGGGAAGCUGAUUUCCAAGGGUGGAGGUGUUGAUCAACCGUCGAUGAACUUUUCUCUCGAUCUGUUGAAUAGGGGAGAUUGGAUUCACGUCUUUCCUCAGGGUCGGAUUAUCCAUCCUUAUGAACGUGACACUGAAACAGAUAUUCGAUUACGGUGGGGCGUUGGUCGUUUAAUAGCGGAAUCGAAAGAGCCACCUAUCGUUCUUCCAAUUUGGCAUUGUGGGUUUGACACACUCAAUCCAUCUGAUCCGUCAGACACUUUAAAAACCAUAACCUACAUACUGGGAAAACCGCAGUGCUUGACCAUCGGCGUGGGCGAGCCACUGGAUAUUUGUUCCCUCCGAAAGGAAAUUCAAGACAUUUGCGAUAACCAUACGGUAUCUGACAAUCGUCGAUCACUAAUACAUGCUCGGCUCACUGACAUUGUUCAACGUAAACUUUAUGCUCUGAAAGCCAAAACAGAUAAAGAACAUCAAGCCCGAUUGUGUUCUUUGUACACUAGAUGAACGUUUAUUGCUUAUGUUUUAUAUUUUAUUCCUACACUGGUAUGUUUAGUUUUUCUAUGAUUGCUCCAUAUAUUGAUGCCGCACCUGCCCCGUGAG